Oppiella nova is the source of this 861-nucleotide messenger RNA. NCBI's taxonomy places the organism in Eukaryota, Metazoa, Arthropoda, Arachnida, Sarcoptiformes, Oppiidae. The record is from the annotation of a GenBank genome assembly.
GUGUAAUGCUAUAGACGUCCAUAUGUAGUGACAAUACAUUGCAUACAUUGCAGUCAUUCAUAACAUUAUAUCCAUUCGUCUACUACUUAACACUCAUUUGUAAAUCAAUUGCUUUUAUAUUCAUAUGAUUUGAGUGAUUGUCAGGCAAUACCACAAACACUACCAUCGAUAGAGUGAAGUAAUAAUAAUGACAAUGAGUGAAGACAAGCCUCCCAUCUGUGCGAACCUGAUUGUGCCCGUCCUCAUCAGACCCAUCAUUCAUAAGAUCGAGAAACACGACCCGAUGGCCGCACAAACCCUAUUGAAUGCCAUCAAUAAGGCUGAGGCGACAGAACCGGGGAUUAUGUUGGAUGUGGUGACCAGUAUUCUCAAGAGACGAGAUCUCAACGUCAAUAUAACCGAGUCUUUGCUCAAACUUCAGGGACAUAUCCCUGAAUUCGAUGACCAUAAGUGUAAACGCCCUGAAGAGCUGUUUCAGGACUUGAAUCGCAAGACGUAUUCCCUGAAGAAGAUUUUGAGCCGAAUUCCCGAUGAGAUCAAUGACAGGAAGACUUUCCUCGAGACCAUUAAAGAGAUCGCCAGUGCUAUCAAAAAACUAUUGGAUUGUGUGAACGAAAUAUCUAAUAGUCUUCAGAUAACGUCCCCUUCAGACAAGAGAGCCAUCGAGAAUCGGAAGCGAGACUUCAUUAAAGACUCCAAGAAAUUCAGCCAAACUUUGAAAGAGUUUUUCCGAGAGGGACAAACGCAAACUGUGUUUCAAAGCGCAGCACAACUAAUAUGUGCCACAAAUACUAUCCAAAGAACUGUCAAAACAAAGUUUGAUUCAAAAUGAGUACUAAAUUGUUGUUUGAUAUACCGUAC